Molecule: messenger RNA, 858 nt
Organism: Symbiodinium natans
Lineage: Eukaryota; Dinophyceae; Suessiales; Symbiodiniaceae
Source: the annotation of a GenBank genome assembly
AUGAAGCGCUCUGCCCACGUUGCCGGCAUCGCGAACAUCCAAAAUGGCAUCAUCAGCCUCCAGCUCGAGAACCUGUCCAUUCGGCCUUCUCCCGCAGUGGGACUCAAAGGCGACUGGAACCCAACGGCCGAGGCCGCUUUGCAGGUGUGGUUGAGCUCGCCCAAAAAGGGCUUCAAACAGCAGGCCGAUGAGAGGACUUUGGCCAUCACGGACGCGCCAGCUACCUCAACACUGGCUAUCGUAGACACCCCAGACACAAAGAACUUGGCCAUUCGGGAGACCCCGGACCCCAAGACUUCGACGACUGUGGACAAUAACAAGGACAACACAAACGACGACGGCGCUGCCCCUGCAUCCUCUUCGGGCUCUUCGUCCUCCUCCAGUUCGUCAGGGUCAGACUCAUCCAUGCCUAAGACCAAGAGGGGCUUGCGUGCACGUGUAAAAAAACUGGAGGCGACGAACUCCCAGUUGAAAGCCGCUCUCGAAGAGACUACAGAGGAUCUCUUCUGGGCUAAUGAGGCUCUGAGGGUUCAAGUUCCAUCCUGUCCGUUCUCGCAGUCCUCUCACUCGCCUGCCAUGUCCGUGUGGUCCGCCAAGCCGCCGGCCGACUUCACUCAGGCAUGUCUGCUUGCGGCUCCAUUGGAUUUUCGCGCCCUCGACGCCCCGGUGAUCCAUGCACGAACCUCGGAGCUUGGCAGCUUUGACAUGCUACCGCUCAAAGCAGCAACGCAUUCCACUUCGGUAAAGUCCUUGGUUGAGCUUGUCAAACCGAUGUCUGCGGGGGACUUUGAUUUCGGACACCUUCAUCACCUCAUAUCCACCGCCAAGUAUGAGGACCUUCCCGGCCCUUGUCUGUGA